Molecule: messenger RNA, 2582 nt
Organism: Aureobasidium pullulans EXF-150
Lineage: Eukaryota; Fungi; Ascomycota; Dothideomycetes; Dothideales; Saccotheciaceae
Product: Mak10-domain-containing protein
Exons: 5
Coding region: 119-2407 (762 amino acids)
Biological process (GO): N-terminal peptidyl-methionine acetylation
Cellular component (GO): NatC complex
Source: RefSeq, a predicted model, not a curated record
UGUUGUCAAAUGAUCAAGAUCCAUCUCAACUGCGAAGCCAUACGAAGCCCGCCCAACACCUCGGACCAAGAAAUCCAACAAUGUCCCACGAUUAAUCCAACCCGCGCGAUAAAACACCAUGCAGCCAGAUAUAACGCGCUUGAACCUAGGGACCGGAGAUAUCAAUCCCAUCAUGUCUUCUGCGUACAAUGGUGGCAAUUCGAGGUCAUCGCAAUAUACGCCGAGACAAAUAGCCGUCAGAGAUAUCACCAAGGAUUUUUCAGAUGCUUCGGCAGAACUCCGGCAGGGACAACUCGUCAAAGAUGACUUCUUCACACUUUUUGAGGCAGUCGGAGCGCUUGAGAUCAUGGAUCCUAAAAUGGACAGCGGAUUCGCGCUUCCGGAAAAGGAUGCUGCGGUAGACAAUUUCGACCCUUUGCAAAAGAUGCUACCGGAGGAAAUCAUCGGUAUUAUGGAUCAACUGCUUUCCUUUGAGAUGGCAUGGCAUCAAGGAUACGCUCUUUCGCAGACGGUGUUCACAUCUCUGCACAUGUAUUCUCUUUUAACACCCUACUACAGAUCUCUGAGCGCUAUUGUGUUCAGUCCGAAGAAGAAUAGCCCUGGGGUUGUGGAUCCACUCGUCAGCAGUGUUCUGAGGGCAUUCUGUCUUGGUAUCAUCAAGUCUUGUGAUGCGGUGAUUCAGGAAAUCACUUCUGAACAUUACUAUGAGGAAGAGGAUUUUGUCACUCAGACAUUCACACAGUACAUGUUGAACGACUGUAGCCACGACGAUGUUAUUGGAGAAAUCAAGAAGGCUUUUGGAGAUCUGGAGAAACAGGGUUUGCCUACCGAUGUUCAAGAUGCCCUCAGAUGCCGCUUGGAAUUGCGUGUUCAUUUGCUCGAGGCACUGGAACCACUUACACCAGUUGAGGUCGUCGACAAGUCUGAAACAUGGAAAGCGGUACUCGACUCUGUGAACAAAGUCAAUGAUACGACCAAGCUGGGCAAGGAAAGACCUGAUCUCUUUUCUGAAAGAGUACAAAGACAUUUGGCCAGUAACACUCCGCCGAUCCCCAUGAUCAAGACGAGUUGGGAAGAGGCGUAUCCGCGCUUCAAGAGACUGGCUGAGGACAACAUUGAAGCCCAUCGAUUUGCGAGCAUUGAGAACCCUAGCCCCUUGAACGUAACUCGCUUCGCAUGGGACUUCUCCAGCAGAUCACCCCAACCAUCCACCUACUCACGCUCAGUGAUGCAAGGCCUCCUCUUCAAAGGUCAAAAGCUCCUCACCCAAACACCCCAUCUCUCCCUCAUCCUCGAAGAUAUCCGCUCUCUCUCCAUGGCUGGCGAUCCCCUCCUCUCUCCUCUAAAUUGGGAAGUCGAAUUACCGACAGAUCCUCGCUACCUCUCCUCUCGAGUCAUUGAUGAAUUCAUGGCAAAAGCACUGGACGAAUACAUCAACAUCCCCCGCAUGAUACUCCAAAACCGAUGUCGCAUGAGAAGAACAUUCUGCCAGAGCGUAGGCAUCCUAGAUGGUCUCCAAGCAGAAGCCGAGAAUGCCGAUGCCGAACUCCACUCCCUCUUUCCCUCAACAUCUGCCCCCGGUCUAGAACGCUUCUACCCUCUGGCAGCAUGGGCAUGCUUCCACAAGCUACGCAUCAUGGAAUGGAGUAUACAACUAGGCUUCGAACUGGACGUAUACCAAAACCAGGAAAUGGCAUACAUGUACCGUUUCCUCAGCUUCGUCGCCCACACGAGAGCAGAACAUCUCCAACAUAUCGAUUUAUUCCUACACUUGCGGAUGAGGAAGUAUAAGAAACAAGGCAAUAUCGCAAUGGCGGAACAGGUGGCUACCUCUCAAGCCACCAUCGCUUUCUUGACCGCUCAAGCUUCUUGCACGGCUGAAUUCGCUUCUGCGUUGAGUUCGGUGUAUGCUGUGCUCAUGUCACUCGGCUUGAUCAAGGAUAUCGACACCCAAGAAACUUACUCGACAAUGCAGAGGAGGCAUGAAUUGAGGAUGAAACCAUACUUGCCCAUCGGAACACCUUCUUUGCCGUCGGCGGAAGAAAUGGAUGCUUCUACAACCCUCACCUCUCAAUCCUCUUUCUCGGCUGUCUUUACAACAAUCUCUUCCCGCUUGGCGAGUGCGAAAACCGCAUUAUCAACACUAAAAUCUGCGAAUCCAGAAAUCGGCAACUACAAGGGCUGUGAGGCUGGUUUCAAAGCCGAAGUGCAAGGGAUACUCGGGUCAAUCGUCGCCACCGGUAUCACCGUUGUGUUGAUCAAAAAGGUCGUCGAGGAAAUAGGUGUGAGAACUGUAGCAGACGUUCAAGGCAAAGAAGACGAUGUUAAGGAAAAAUUCAAGGUUGAAGUUGUCGCGGAGAAGAGGUUUUCUGGCUUUUGGGUCGUUCCUAAAGUCGUUGGGAAUUAGAUGGGCGGAUUCUGAUUGCUGAGUGUGAUUGUUUUCUUGAGCUGGCGGAAGAUAUCGAAGAGCAGUUGAAGUGUUGCUUGCAUAUAUACCUGACCAUGCUUUCUGGUUUUAUCAGCUCUGGUCGUAGUCUGAAAGUAUCAUCUUGAUCAAAACAUCUGCUGAUGCGCUCGUGGUG